Messenger RNA from Selaginella moellendorffii, 1442 nucleotides. RefSeq names its product probable glucuronosyltransferase Os03g0107900. NCBI's taxonomy places the organism in Eukaryota, Viridiplantae, Streptophyta, Lycopodiopsida, Selaginellales, Selaginellaceae. The coding region runs from base 18 to 1319 and encodes 433 amino acids. Gene Ontology annotation, molecular function: glycosyltransferase activity. The record is from RefSeq and is a predicted model, not a curated record. The transcript has 9 exons.
UUUUAAAAUUUUAGGGCAUGGGGAGCUCAUCGCGUGGCGCUUGUUCUUCGUCCUCAGCGGUGCGCUACCUGGGUGUCGUCGUCGCCAGCGUCUUGUGCACGAGAUUGUUCUUGUUCGAGGCUCGCGAUCGCUGCGGGACGAGCAGUGACGUAAGAAGGAAGAAUGUAGGCGAAUUUGAGUGGCCGGAGCUCGGCUAUGGAUCGCAUCUGGCUCUACGCAUCUAUGUCUACCAGGAAUCGGAAGUUCCAGGGCUGAAAGAACUCCUUUCCGGCCGUGACAACAAGAUUUCUCCGGAAGAUUGUCUCAAAGGUCAAUAUGGAACACAGGUGAAAAUCCACAAGCUUUUGCUGGAGUCGAGGUAUAGGACUCUCGACAAAGACGACGCCGAUUUUUUCUUUGUUCCUACGUAUGUGAAGUGCGUGCGAAUGAAGGGUGGUUUGAGUGACAAAGAGAUUGAUUCCAAGUUCAUACAGAUUGUUACUCAAAUGCCAUACUUUCGCCGCUCCGGUGGUCGGGAUCACGUCUUUGUAUUUCCCAGUGGAAUUGGAGCUCACAUUUUCAAGCACUGGCCAGUCUACCUGAAUCGAUCUAUCUUUCUCACUCCAGAAGGUGAUAGAACGGAUAAGCGCGAAACGAGUGCUUUCAACACUUGGAAAGACGUGAUUAUCCCAGGCAACAUCGACAACGACAUACUUCUCCAAGGCUCGGCCAUACAGCAGUUUAUCAAGCCGCUACCUCUGGCCAAGAGGAAUUACCUCGCUAACUACUUUGGACGUGCACAGAACAAAACUGGACGCCUCAAGCUUUUGAAGCUCGCGAAAUUGUACCCCGACGAGCUAGAGGCGCCGGACUUAACAUUCUCAGCCUCAUCCAAGCUUGAGCGAAAGGAAUACUUCCGCCACCUUCGCAAUGCCAAGUUUUGCUUGUCACCGCGUGGAGAGUCGUCAUGGACGCUGCGCUUCUUCGAGUCCUUUUUUGUGGAGUGCGUUCCAGUGAUUCUCUCCGACAGAAUCGAGCUCCCUUUCCAGAACGUCCUGGACUACAGGAAAUUCUCGAUCAAGUGGCCGAGCAGCCGAACCGACGAGCAGCUCCUGGACUAUCUUCGCUCCAUUCCAGACUAUGAGAUCGAGGCGAUGAUCUCUCGCGGCCGGAGCGUCCGGUGCCUGUGGCUCUACGUUGGAGAGUCGCACGCUUGCUCGGCAAUGACGGGAAUCUUGUGGGAACUCCAACGCAAGUCCAGGCGUUUUCAUCAAUCGCAAGACACGUUUUGGCUUCACAACCAAACUCUAGUGGACGAGGAUCUCAAUGCGAUCAAGUAACAUACAGAAAAAUAGAGUAAGACCUGAAAAAAGAUUAGAAAACUUGGCCCAACUAAUAAUCCAGCUACCCUUCCGGUCAGCUCAUUCGCAUCAGAUUAAAAGGUUUUUUAACUUUUCUCAUUC